AUGGGGAGUUGUAGUGAGGCAAGGAGGAAGAGCCCAGAAGAGGCAGUAGUCAGGGGCAGCGUAGCAGAGCAACCUAAUCCAUCCCGCUGCGCUCGGGCGCUCGGCUCCUUCCAUCAGGUCGCGCCGCCGCCAGCAGCCAGGACGCACCGGCGCCUCCGCCUAUCCACUCCACCAGCCACCCGGACGUCCCGCCGCCAGCCGCUCCUGGCCUCCUUCCAACAGAACGCAGCGACGCGCCGCCAUUCGCCUUCUCGGUCGGAGCAACCACGCCCGCCUUCCAUCUUGAUUUCUGACCGUUGUCGCCGUUCUGGGUCCGGUCUCCCGAGCAGGAAGAGCUACAGGCUGCAGCUACUACCGGCCUACCGCCUCCGACCCUUCGCCUCAUCCGCACAGCCGACCGACGCCCUCGUCCCAGUGGCCAGUUCUCAGUCAGUGGAACAGAAGAUGAAGAGGAAUGGUGACAUUAAGUCCUUUUUCUGGAAUUAUGAGGCUGCUAAAAGAAAGAAGGCUGCAGCCGAAGAGCAACUUGAAUAUGAAUAUAUAGUGUCAAAUAUUGAAGAUGAAGCAGUCCUUCCUCCACCUCUAGUCCAUUCUGCAGAGAUUGUAGUUGAUAUUGAAGAUGAAGCAUUCCAUUCCGAUGUAGAGAUUGAAAGUGAUAGUGAAAAUGAAGUGGCAUCACCCCAACAUCCAUGUGCAAGGCCAUAUAAUAUUCAAAGGCUUCCUCCUGAUCCAGGGGAGAGGAUUCCUAUUUCAGCGUACGAUGUCGAUGAUCAAGUUGGUUCUUAUAGCUGUGGCAAGGGACAAUGA
This is a messenger RNA of Triticum dicoccoides, 807 nucleotides long. RefSeq lists its product as uncharacterized. The record is from RefSeq and is a predicted model, not a curated record. The transcript has 4 exons. Lineage: Eukaryota; Viridiplantae; Streptophyta; Magnoliopsida; Poales; Poaceae. The coding region runs from base 1 to 807 and encodes 268 amino acids.